Molecule: messenger RNA, 2268 nt
Organism: Penaeus vannamei (Pacific white shrimp)
Lineage: Eukaryota; Metazoa; Arthropoda; Malacostraca; Decapoda; Penaeidae
Source: RefSeq, a predicted model, not a curated record
GUGAGAUGUAAACAUGGCGAGCGGGGCGGACGUCACCCAAAAAAUUUCUGAGGCGGAGGGCGAAUUAGAGGGACUUUCUCUCUCCAAUGAAGAGCCCAAGGAUGACCAAAUCAACGAGGAUGACCGCAAGGUGGAAGCCCUUCAGAAUGGAGUGGAAGUGCACUGGGGAUUCGGCUUGCAAGACUUGUACCGGAUCGCUCUCAAAUUUUAUAAAGAUAAGGAAGGAAAAGCUGUACAUCUUGGAUAUGCUGAGAAGUGUUCUUUAGUUGCUCUCACACAGCAGGUGACGCAUGGCCCAUAUGAUCCCGUUUCUUCACCACCAGUUGGAGUGCUGGAUGUUGUUGGAAAAGAUAGAAGGCUAGCAUGGCAGACGCUGGGGUCAAUGGGCCGAGAGGUGGCCAUGGAGCAGUUUGUAAACAAGCUGACCGAUCUUGUUCCAACCUUCCGUCCCUAUGUUGAAGCACUCUGGGCAGACAAAUUAGAGAAGGAGAGAUUAGCGAGAGAAGAAGAAGAAAGAAGGAAGGAAGAGGAGGAGAAGAGAAAGCUUGAGGAGGAAGAGAGGAGAAAGGAGGAAGAGGAGAGGAAAAAGCAGGAGGAAACAAAGCGACAGAUCCAAGAAGCUCUGAAUCAACAGACCUAUGAGCAGUUCCGCUCAUAUGCUGAGCAGCAGUUUCCUGGCAACCCAGAACAGCAAGCAGUGUUGAUAAGGCAGCUUCAGGAUCAACACUAUCAGCAGUAUAUGCAGCAGGUUUACCAACAACAGCUCCUCCUUCAACAACAACAGCAGGAACAGCCUCAAACAGAGGAUGGAAAUUGUCAAGUUGGUGGUGAGAGUCAGACAGAGGGCGGUGAGGAAAGUCCGGCACCUGAAGAAAAUGGACAUGAGUCUGAUGGUGGUGAAGAAGAUUCUGAAGAUGAAGAAACAUCCCAGAAUGUUGCGCCAGCCUCAAUGUGGACAAGACGAGAUAUUCAGGAUUUUAAAGAAUCCAUUCGACGAGAGGGUGGAGAUUCAGUCAUUAAGGUUGGGCAUGGAGAGACUGUAACGGUCCGAGUUCCUACCCAUGAAGAUGGAACAUGCUUGUUUUGGGAGUUUGCCACUGAUAACUAUGAUAUUGGCUUUGGUGUCUACUUUGAGUGGACAAAAGAUACAAGUAAUGUAGUGUCUGUUCACAUCUCAGAGAGUGAAGAAGAGAGGAGGAAGAGGAAGAACCUGAAGGUGAGGGUGAUGAUGUUGAGAGGUUAGCUGGCCGCAAGCACGAGAAUGGCCGACCAGCCCAGUCAGUAAUAAUUCCUGUGUACCGACGAGACUGCCAUGAGGAGGUGUAUGCUGGGUCUCAUGCCUAUCCUGGCACUGGCGUUUAUUUACUCAAGUUUGAUAAUUCCUACUCCCUGUGGCGGAGUAAAACCUUGUAUUACCGUGUUUAUUACACAAGAUGAAAAAGGAAUCAGGCAUCCACAGACCUGGUCCUUGUUUCCAUGCUUGUAAUUCCUAUAAUGGGGGUAGGGUCAGGCUUAUGUAUGGUUGGAAGAUGUUACUGUAAAUUUUAUUUAUCAGAAGAGUAUGUAUAUGGAGCUACUGAUAUUUUUUAGAAAAAUUGUAGGUAAUGACCUCAAAAGAAAAAGAAAACAUAAAUUAUGGGAAAAUUCAGUUGUUUGACUGAUAAUGUAUGCAUAUUCAAUUACUUAAGCUAAUGUAAGAUGCUAUAUUGAUAUGCAAAGAAAGUUUAUUGAAUCAUGUUUGGAUAUUGUAUAUGUAAGUCAUCAGAUAAGCUCUGAUCCAUUCCUGAAGGUAAGAAGUAUUUAGCCUGAGAAAUUAUUCUUUGAAACUGUAAAAGAUAGUUUUUCUUAUAUGGAUGAAAAAAUUAUUUAUUUGUCAGGAUGAUUAUCUGUGUAGAGUAUAUGAAUAUAAAUUAUAUCAAAUUAACCAUAAUUUUCUUGACCAAGUAUCAAGUAUUUGUGUCUUAACGCAACAUAAUUUUUCUCUUUUCCUCAUCGUCUUUGCUUCUCCUAUUUUUCCUCUUCGUCUUUACUUUUCCGUCUUUUCUUUCCUUUUAGCAUUUCCCUGCUCACCUCUCACCUCUCUUGUCUGCUCUCUCUUGUCUCUCCUCUUUCCAUUUUCCUUUCUCCCUUCACAUAGACAAGCAUACAAAUGCAAACAUGGACACAGACAAAAACACAAACACAUAAACACAUUUGAAUGCAUGCAAGUAUGCACAUACAUUUUAUUGUAAAUAUAUGAAAAAGAAAAACAAUAAAUCCUUAUUGCUU